AUGGAGAAACCCUCAGAGACAGGAGUCGGUGGGUGUGCACAGAGGACUUCCUUUUGCUCAUUUCACCUCAAAGACCUUGGAGUUGGUCCCUGCUCACCAGUUCAGUGUUGCAUCUCCUGUGCAAUGGACACAGCAAGGAUCUACCUCUGUUUAAAGCCAUCCAGCAUACCGGAAGCCCAGCGUGAGUCACCCCCAUCUCUUCCCCCAGAUGCCUGUCGGUGCCCACGUUCACACAGGUUGGCUCUGAAGCUCAGCUGUGCUGGGCUCAUCCUACUUGUCCUGGCCCUGACUGGGAUGAGUGUCUUAGUGCGAGUCUUAAUACAAAAACCAUCAAGAGAAAAAUGCUGUGUGUUUAAUCAAGAGAACCUGAAUAAAACAACAGACUGCCCAGCUAAGUUAGAGUGCCCCCAAGACUGGCUUUCACACCGAGAUAAGUGCUUUCAUGUUUCUCACGUUUCCAACACUUGGAAGGAAGGUCUAGCUGACUGUGAUGGGAAAGGAGCCACUUUGAUGCUCAUUCAAGACCAAGAAGAACUGAGAUUCCUACAGGACUCAAUAAAGGAAAUAUAUAAUUCAUUUUGGAUUGGACUAAGGUACACAUUGCCAGACAUGAACUGGAAGUGGAUAAAUGGCACAACUUUAAAUUCUGAUGUAUUAAAAAUCAGUGGUGCCACUGAACAUGGCAGCUGUGCCGUCCUCUCGGAGGGCAAAGUGAUUUCUGAGAGCUGUGCUUCAGACAACCGUUGGAUCUGCCAAAAGGAACUAAACCGUGAAACCCCGUGUAAUGACUCCUGACUGCGAAUCCCAUCCCGAUUACUUUACCAUUCACACCAGAUCUCUGCACCUAACCUGUCUCUGCUGUCUGCCUCCCAGUGCAGUGAGUGGCACAGCACAUGGACUCUAAGAGCACUGGAACUCUUACAGAUUCUUUAUUGUGUAAAUAUUAGUGCACACAGACACAGAUGUGCCAUUCUAAGAGAGGAAUUCUAUGCAAAGAAGCCCUGGUAGCUGAGAUACCUUAUUCUAAUCCUUGAGUCUGUGUGACAUUUGCUGGUUUCUGUGCCUGAGCUACUCUGCCAUCAGCCAUGGAAGACUGGAUCUAAUUUCUUAGACAGAUAGGCCACAGGCUGUUUUCAUGGUCCCAGAGUUUGAGUCAGGACCCCUUUGGCUAUUCCUUUCUGUCCGUUGACUC
Mus pahari (shrew mouse) is the source of this 1192-nucleotide messenger RNA. Its product is annotated as killer cell lectin-like receptor subfamily B member 1C. The record is from RefSeq and is a predicted model, not a curated record. Lineage: Eukaryota; Metazoa; Chordata; Mammalia; Rodentia; Muridae.